GUCAAUUUUAUCUUCAUGAUCAUAUACUGCGAUGCGUCAGGGCUACACUGUACAAGGUAUAUUCAUUUUUCUUUUAAACCGAUCAUUGCCAUUGUCGUUGAUAUAUAAUUCUUCUUCUACACAUGCUUUUCCCAUCGCUAUAGUAUACCUUUUUCUCUGACGUUAAAUACAUGUGUCAUGUAGAAUUGUUGGACAAAAACUUUAUCAGAAUGAAACGCCAAAGGGCUUAAUAGCCUUAAUAUUUAAAUUCACUUACGUUGGAUUUAAAUAUGCAUACUCAGCUAAGACGAAUACAAGUGGCAUUGUAGAUAGUGUUGCACAAUAUUAAGGCCUUGGCUUGUGACUAAACUACCUAAAAGAUCAGUAAAAAGACUUUGGAGUCUUCGUUUGUGGGUUAGUAGCUUCACGGUGAUGUAAUUCAGCCACAAACCGUGGGCACAACAGGUUUGAGAAUCUUAUAUAAAGAAUCAAUAAUACAAUAUACAGAUAGUCACUAGGUCAUGAUAGUAAGAAUUCGUUUGAUAACAGGUCUCUGCCAGGAGGUUAUGUUCUAUGGUAUAUGUUUUCAUCUGUUUGCGUGCGUGCGUGCGUGCGUGCGUGCGUGCGUGCGUGCGUGCGUGCGUCUUUUAGCAAUAACUCAAGAAAUAUCGAAAACUUGUAGGACUUUUGCAUAGAUACGAAAAUUUGUAGGGCUACUGGCAACAGGUCAAGCACAAAUCGAUUGAAUUUUUGCUCAACUUGGACAAAAACUAGAUGAGAAAUUGGCAAAAGCCGGGCAGACUGAAGUAAAUGCAUAAAUUAACCAAUUGUAUAAUUUAUGCAGAUACUUGAUUUAAUUUCGCUGGCGGAGUUAUGCAGUCUCCAUGUGCCCUUUAGUUGAACAUGCACUUGUUUUUUUAUAUCCAUUGUUGGGUUGACUUUUCAGUGACCGAUUACAUCAAGUAUUACGUUUAUUUAAUGACUUAUCCUACACGGCAAAAAACGCCGAGCCCGUUGCUCAACAGGUAUGAACAAUGUUUUGCUGCCCACGUUGUUCACACUUGUCAACAAUAUUGAACAAUGUUGUUGAGCCUGAAUCGGGUGUAACAAUAUUGUUCAAUAUUGUUGACAGCUAUGAACAAUGUGGGCAGUAAAACAUUGUUCAAUCCUGUUUUCAUCAGUAUUGCAUCAACCUGAGCGCGUUUUUUUUGCCGUGUAGACUAUUUAUCUUUACAACAAUUGAUACUCGAGCAGCGUUCUCGUGUUUUAUAUCUGAUAAAGCACUGCUUUAAAUAGUACUAGCAUAACUGUAUGAUUUCGUAAAUGUGUCCACUGCAACAAAAUAAAAGCCUCUAUAAAACCCAAUAUCUCAAAUCGCGAGGCUCUGUAGCCAAACCAAAGGCCGAGUACUUUCUAGACUUUCUAGAAGGGUGUAAUGACACUCUUCACGUUAAAAAUAACCUAUAUAUCGCUUACGCAGUUAUAUGGGCCUGAAAGUCUUCCUACUGGUCACAAUGGCAUUGAAAUCCCACAGCCUGCCAUAGUUCUUCAAAAACCAAUGUGACGCUAGCAAGAAGCUUGCCUCUAAUAGGUUUUUUAUAUAAACAUAGUUAAUUGCAUUUUCCCCAAGAGCUACAAUAAACUCAUCACGGGGGCUUGCAUAUAUAACUGAUCUCAAAAGCACACAGUCAGCAAACAAUUACACAUUCAUUUUUAAAAUUUACAUUUUAGAUUACUGAUACAGCGAGGGCUUGAAACAGAAUUGGUUUUGACAGGUCAGCCCACAGCCAGCACACGUUCAGCUGCGACUAAGCUGGCGGAAUAGAACUAGCUAAAGCCUCUAAAUGGAGGGACUCGAAGAGAAUGGCAAUGGUACAACUCACGAAUUUACCCCAUCAGCUGGUAUCUAUGUGCUUGCUGUAGUUGUAGUAUUGACAGCAGUUGUAUCUGUUCUGGGUAACCUACUGGUUCAAGUCGCUUUUUGGAGGACAAAAUCCCUGAAAGGAUCAUCACCCGGUACUUUGGUAAUGGUGUUGGCAUUAGUGGACUUUUGUAUGGCUACAUUGGUGAUGCCUUUUGUGAUAACCACUGCACUGCACGGUGAAUGGUCUCAGAGCCAUGGGUUAUGCGUGGCGUCGGGGUUUCUAAACACUUUCCUGACUGCUAUUCAAUUUGGAGUGCUGUUUAGUAUCAGUCUUAAUCGAUUUACUGCCGUCUCAUUCCCACAUCGAUAUCAACUCAAGUGGAAAACUACCACCACAUAUGUGAUGAUAUUAUUAGUAGUGGCACAUAGUCUGCUGUGGUCAAUCAUGCCAUUCCUUGGCUGGGGAGGUUACGAUUACAUACAAGGAACCUUGUUUUGUAAUAUCAACUGGUCCGAGCACAAAGCACAUUCGACGAGUCUGUUUGUGUUCUGUUAUAUAAUUCCAGCUGUUAUCGCGGCGCUGUUGUACAUUACAGUCUACGUAAAGGUACGAAAGAUGGGCCAAAGUCCCAUAGCACAAUUGAGAAUGGGUAGUCAAGUGGAUUUGAGGAUCGGCCAAAUUGAAAGAGACGACAAUAGCUUUUAUAGUGAUGGUCACUCGAAAAUAAGUACCAAUGAUCCGUCUUCGUCGCCUGGCAAUAAAGGUAUAGAGUAUAAAGUCGUUUUAAAUUUUAAAAUUAAAAUGCUGUUUUCUCUAAACUCUAUAAAAGCUGAAAUUACCGAUGCUUGAUGCAUGACACAACACAGUCAUUCUAAAUAUGCAUGCAAUAUGUUAAUUAAGCAAGUUCAUAGAGAGACAAUAAUUGCAAUUUGUAAAGCACUAACUUUUAAACUGAAGUUACAUAUUUUUGUUCUGGAUAGUUGUAUCAGUUAUAAACUGUUAUAAACUGUUAUUAUUGCAACUGUUUAGUAUGAAUUCCAAACUGUUCUUCGUGGAGGUCAAGUAUAAGGUUAUAUUAUAAGUGUAUUAUCAGUGUGUUACUACCCCCCGUUGCGAUGUUUUGGCUACACCAACAAUUGAUUGAAUUGAAAAGUUCUCCUUGUUUUAUAUAGGCUUCGAGAAAAAUUUACAGUCUGUGCAGUAUUUAUAAGACUGGUUUAAAGCAUCAAAGUUUCUGUGAUCAUAGUAGGAAUUUUGCAUAGGUAAACUCUACGUUUUGGAGGAUUUGUAAUAAAUGUUCGAGGGUAAAUACUCGGUCAGUUUCCUCAAACAUUUCUUACAAAUCCUUAAAAAGUUUACGAAGAAUUUACCUAUGCAGAACUUUUACUGUGAUCACAGAAACUUUGUUGUGUAAACACCAGCCAUUAGAUUUUAGGACUUUAAUCAUUUAUAGUGAGUGGAUUAUAAGAUAAGCACGUUUAUUCGCAUCGCGUUAUUCCAUAUUUAAUAAGGAAAUUCGCAAAAGCCACAAUUAUUUCUAACCUUGUAUAAACAUGGCCAUAAUUGCAUGCAAUAAGGAAUGCACUUAAGAUCCAAUUAAAUUCGAAUAUUAGUUUUGCCAACAUUUCGAACAUAGUGUAAGAGUUCUAAUUAAAUUCUGCAUCGGUUAAUGACAAAUCAAACUGUGAAAUACUAUAUCAGCAUAUCGAAUUGUGAAUUGUCAAAUAUAAAGAAUGAUAAAGCAUUCGGGGUUUACCUCAAUUAUAUAUCACUUUGAUUUUUGAGAAUUAGGAAUUCUUUUCAAUAUUUAUAUAUGUGGGCGGAAGACAGACGAUUCUAAAUUUAAAUUUGGUCAAUUAUUUAGGUCCAGUUUCUAUUAAGGUACCUAAUAUACAAUAUUGUAGAAAUGAAAUGGUAAUUGAAUUAAUAACUUAUUGCAGGAAAUGUAGAAUAUUAGUUUAAAAAUGAAUUCGAGUUAGUAUUUCAAUCCCUUUUCAGUUUGGUUUCGAGAGCAAUUUGGAAAAUGCGUUACUGAGUUUUUCAAGCACUAUCAAAGUUGCGCGAGUCCAAUUUGAGAUCUUUGAAAACUCAGGAGUGCGUGUUUUGCAUCUCUUUCUAUGGCUAUGCCUUCUCGAAAUAAUAGAAUUUAUAAUAUAGCAUUUGUAAAUUCUGAACGCUGAUUGGCUAAGAGCCGUGUUCAACACGGGAAAUUUUCCGCCGCUUGUAAACACGGAAAUAUCCUUCGGGCUUUUGACAUUGCUAUAUUAUAAAAAAAAUAUAAAACUUUUUCCGUAUUGAUAUAUAGUUAUAUCAACACUCGUGGAAGUUUGGAAAACUCGAAAUUGUAUGAAAACGUCGUGUUUCCAUACAAUUUCUCGUUUUCCCAAUUCCACUCGUGUUGAUAUAACUGUAUAUCAACACGGAAAAUGUUUUAUAUUUGUUAACGAAAUCACCGCCAAUUCCUAAAAAUUUUUUUUUGUUACCAAGGCAAAGUUAGAUCAAGGCAUUAUCCUUCUUUCAGAGGAACUCCUUUAGGGUCCAAUUAAUCGAUUAUACUGGAUUUUGGCAAAAGACUGUCCCUAAACCUUGACCUUAAAACUCUAAGCGCGCAAAGCUUAAUAGGAGCAAAAGUUUCAAGCUUAGGAGCUGAAUAUUACAGCUAUUUGUGAAUGAAUUGUUCUCGUAAGGAGAUAUUUACCAUGUCUCUAAAUGGGUCCCAUCUAUGCUUUCUUAACUGAUUAAAUGAUGCUCCCAUUAUGCUUUGCACGCUUAGAGUUUAAAGUUUAGACUUUAGAGUUUGAGGUUUGUCAGGAACAAUCUUUUCUGAAUUAGCUGUAGAGCAUGCAGAUGCUACCUGAAUAAUUAAAAUUUUGACACAACAUUUCGGUUUUUCGGUAUCCACUUAUAAUGUAAACCUUCAUAACAUACUGAUGUCCAGUAUAAUAACAUUCCUAAAUUUUGUCUAUUUCAGGAAAUAUUUACAGCAGCAGAGGCUCGAUGAACACAAUCAAUCGUAAUUUUCGCCGUCAUCGCUCACGUGAAUCGCGCGUGACGACCAGUCUGUUAUUGGUCGCAGCUGCUUUCGCCAUCUUCUGGUUGCCAAGGGGACUGGUGAACUUUAGUGCUGUCGUGAGCGGUCGUGAUUCUGUGCCCAAAGCAAUAGAGUAUCUUUCCUCGGUGUUUAUAUUUAUGUCAAGCUUUGUGAAUCCUAUAAUUUAUGCGCUAUUUCACUACGAGUAUAACAAAGCUUUCAGGCAGAUAUUGGGAUGUAAGAAAAAGUGCAUAGUUGGUAAAACGUGAGAUUCACUCAGCAUCUAGCCUGCGCGGCAGACGGUCAGCCCGACGCAGAACACCUAAAAACAGGCAGGCUACUGAGCACCUGGAGCUCUGGAUUCACUGAUCUCAUAAAGUUACUGUACCUCUUCAUAGACUGGCGAUAAUUUAUGCUCUAUUUCAAUAUGCUUUAAUGUCAGUACGAGCAACAAAUAUUUUACUUUCAAAACAUUUCGCCCACACUAUAGCGAUUUUGUCGACGAUUUUCUCUUCCUGACCGAUGCGAAUGAGUGAACUCACAGCGAAAAGUAUGAAAUCGCUUUUUGGAAGUAUACAUGUCCGAGUCAUUUGCAGGUCACUCAUUCAGUCACAUCCGCCAGGAGGAGAAAAGUCGCCAACAAAAUUGCUGGUGUGAAGCACCCCUAAGGCUGGUUACUCAACUCUUAAGGAUGGUUACGCCAAAUGACAACACGUUGAUCACAGAAAUCUUUACAGUAAAAUAAAUUGGGUUUGGUUUUCUGAACAUAUAACAUUGGUGCAAAGACUUUGUUGUAAAUAAAUGUAUAUCACUCAUCAUCAUUCCGUAAAUGUAUCAUGGCUUGUAACAUAGUAUAUUUAUUGCAAAUAGUGUUUUACCCACAUCAAUAUAAAUACAUCAAUAUACAAUUGUAAAUAAUAAAAUAGAACUCUAUACCAUAUCUUACAAUGGCUUGUGCAUUUUGAAAGAAUGUGUGAUCAAUAUUAUUGUUAGUAAGUUCAUUAAGUGGGAUUUUCGUAAACAAGUUUAAAACCAUUCAAUACAUUAACUCAUUAAAAAACCGAACAAAUUCAACGGCUAUAAAUUUUCCGUAAAAAUAUGAAUUCCUUCGUAAUAAUUUACAUUUAACCCCAAAUAUUGAAACGUACGAUAAAAAUUAUAAAAUAAAAAGCAAGCCGGUGUAGGAAAUACCAUCGCUCACCUCAAAAAUUGAUGAAAAGACUGAGCCUGAAUAUUAAUUAAAAAGUAACAAAAUGUGAACAGUUGAAUGCUUUGAUAUACUACUUCAUUCAGUCUCAGCGUCAGUCCCAAUGUCCCCAAAAAAACUGGACACUGUUUCAUUUCAUGUAACGGAAAAGCUAUAAAAGCUAUCGCAAUGAAAUAACGAUCAUUGCAUUCAGAAAGAACUAACUUAUAUUUUGAUAUAUAACACUUGAAUUUACAUGCAAUAUUGAGCGAGAUACAACCAAAAUAAAAAUAUUAUUUAAUACGUAUAUAACUACAUCGGUAAUUAUAAGGUUGUUUUAUGCUAAUUUUUGGAAUUUUCAAAAACAGUAGUUCAACGUUCAAAAAUCAAUAGCACAGUCAAUAUUGCACGUAAAUUCAAGUGCAAAAUAUCAAAAUCUAAGUUGGUCCUUUGUGAAUGCAAUGAUCUUUCUAUUUCAUUGCGAAAGCUUUUAUAGCUUUUACGUUACAUGAAAUCAAACACUGUCCAGUUUUUUUUUUGGGACACCCGGUAUUUCAACAGAAAUAUAUCCCAACGCAGAAUGCAUCAUUCAGAUGCGCAGUGGAAACUCUGAAUGACCUUAUGCAUAAUGACGUCACAAGGCUUGAUGCCCGCGAAGAAUGCCGGUCUUAGUAGUCAUCGCUAUCGAAAUUUUCCCGGCCGAUGACUACUAUAAAGACCAGCACUCCUCGCGGGCAUCAAGCCUUGUGACGUCAUUAUGCAUAAGGUCUAUUGGCUUAUACGAGUACGUCAAUGUAAGCACCCUGCUCGAUUGAACAUUCAGCUUUCAAUCUCGUCAUCAAUUUUAAAGUGGCAAAUGUUAACUUACUACCAUGGGUUCAGCGGUUCAUAAAACACAGAAGCAUCGUUGGUGCAUUCCUCGUCCUCCUCUUUACAGUCGAUUAGGUUCAAUUUUUUAUCCAUACAAAUCAUGAUUUCUUGCACCCUCUGUUUGCU
Molecule: messenger RNA, 7057 nt
Organism: Paramuricea clavata
Lineage: Eukaryota; Metazoa; Cnidaria; Anthozoa; Malacalcyonacea; Plexauridae
Source: the annotation of a GenBank genome assembly